AAUUAAUUGUUUGUUCCUUUGUAGGCACCAAGAUUGCGGUCGACUUUUUGAUCUUGACGUUAAGUCUUUCCGCAGGCCGUUUCAGUGUGAUCGCUUGCAUCUUUCAUCAUCAAGGUACAGUAAGUAUCCGCCCGGGGUUGAGACAUUGAUAUUCAGCUCGAGGUUCGCCGUCAACCUCGUUAUGUCUUGUCAUUCUUUCGCUGGGGGGUGGGGAUGGGCAGACAAAGGACCCCGACAGACGUCGUCCAAUGUACUGGGGUUCUCUGAGUCUCUGACACGGGCACCGGCGAGAAACCAGUCUCGAGAUGCCUCGUGUAGAUGGCUACGGCCCCCUCCUCCGCCCGGGUCCCAGACGUUGACAACGGCGACGGGAGACGGGACGAAACGCGUCGGUGAUCUGAUCUGGCCGCAGACGAGACGGGAGCUGGCUCAAUCAAGCACUCCAGGGGAGGCAUCCCUUUCAGCUAUUUCAUGAUGCUUUGUGUGCUGACAUGCAAGUAGUGUGCGUUCUGUACCACUUGGAGGUGAGAAAGGUCCUGCAAUACACGUUCGUACAUGG
Molecule: messenger RNA, 559 nt
Organism: Colletotrichum acutatum
Lineage: Eukaryota; Fungi; Ascomycota; Sordariomycetes; Glomerellales; Glomerellaceae
Exons: 1
Coding region: 182-475 (97 amino acids)
Source: RefSeq, a predicted model, not a curated record